Molecule: messenger RNA, 1640 nt
Organism: Acanthoscelides obtectus
Lineage: Eukaryota; Metazoa; Arthropoda; Insecta; Coleoptera; Chrysomelidae
Source: the annotation of a GenBank genome assembly
CCUGUAUACCAACCACACCAAAUCACUCUCCAGAUCUAUAUUUCCCACCACCCAUAGUGUGGGAUCGGUAUUAAAAAUCUCUGCAACUGUUACAUUUUCUAUAAAAUCAGGGGUGUGGUUGCGCUAUAUAUAAAAGGACAAUUUCCUUGGUUACCAGACCUUAGUUUUCCCACUAAUCAGCAACAUGUUUGUAAAACUGGCCGUUUUAGCUUGCAGCAUCGCCGUAGCCUCGGCCGUAUACAACGGUCCGUUGGCAGGCGGUCUCCCUGCUCACCAAUUCCCAGCCGGCGUCAGUCCCCAGGCCUGUCCAAACUUCCCCAACUGUGCUAACCCAGCCGUAGCCGCCAACCCCCAACAAGCCGCACCCUGGGGAGCACAGCCCCAAUGGAACGCUCAGCCGCAGAACCACUGGAAUGCGCAGCCUCAGGCACAGUGGAACGCGCAGCCUCAAGGUCAAUGGAAUCAGUGGAACCCUGCCCCGGUACCCCAGUAUGGACACAAUGACCAAGACAGGUUGAACAGGGGAGAGUACAUUGGUGAUGGGGAUUAUCACGGAGAGGGACUUGCAGAGGCGCUUGCACCUGGAUUCGCUGGGCAACAACAAUGGAAUAACGGUGGCCAAAACUGGAAUCACAACCAAGGCAUCCCACCAAAUGCCCACCAGACCCAUGGUGUUGGUCAAAUUCCAGCUGGUGUCAACCCUCAGUCUUGCCCCAACUACCCAUUCUGUGGUUAAAGCCAUCAUCGGAAAGAAAGAUCUUCACUUAGAAACUAAAAUGAGGUUAUAACUAGUCUAUUAUCAGAAGCGGUAUCGAAUAUCUACCAAUCACUGCUAUUGGAGCUCAAAUGAUCUCUUUCUUGUAUAUACUCAUUUGUAUGCUGUAUUUUGUUUGUAGACUAAAAAAAUGGUGCAUAGGCUGCCUUAGUAGUAAACAAAGCUUCUACAUAACUUCCUUUUUUUCGUAAUCAUAUAAUCUAAGCUACACUAAUAUUGCUUUCUUCGUACAUAAAAAAGAGCACUCACAUCAAAAGACAGCUCCUUGAUUUGAGGAGAUCGUGACACUGUGUUUCUUUAAACAAAAGCUGACAAUACAUGACGCUUCUCAUUCUAGGAAGAAAGGAUCUUUAACAUGGGAAUUUGCUUCUUCCUUAUCCGACUGCAAAAAAAUCUUAGUACGGAAGGAUAACAUCUCCAAGUACCCGUGAUUUUUCUCAUAACUUCAAGAGAUUUGUGCUCUUUAAUCCUCAAGAUUUCUCCUUUGUGUGCACCAGUUAUGAAGUUUUAUGAAGUUUCGAAGAUCUUUCUUUCACUAUUUUAAAAACGAGCUAGACAGUCAGCUGACAACAUGUUGUGUUAUGUUUUUUUAAGUAACCGUAGAUACACGUGCCUAUACAACUCUUUACUUCACUAUUUAAUGCAAACGUUAAGUUUGUAAUCAUGAUGAUACCUUGCUGUGUUUCUUUGUGACUUUCCUACACUUCUUAGAUAAUUUUGAGUGGGAGAACAUUUCAUAAAUGUUUAUGGAAAAUGGUAUAAUAUGUACAUAGGGCAGGUAGACGUUUUAUUUUUGUAAGUUGCAUGUUUUUGGAGUUUUGUAUACCUAUCCAUAUUUCAUUGAAUAAAAAAAAGUAUAAACUUG